Schizosaccharomyces octosporus yFS286 is the source of this 2639-nucleotide messenger RNA. Its product is annotated as homoserine kinase. The transcript has a single exon. The coding region runs from base 364 to 1374 and encodes 336 amino acids. The record is from RefSeq and is a predicted model, not a curated record. NCBI's taxonomy places the organism in Eukaryota, Fungi, Ascomycota, Schizosaccharomycetes, Schizosaccharomycetales, Schizosaccharomycetaceae. Gene Ontology annotation, molecular function: ATP binding; homoserine kinase activity. Gene Ontology annotation, biological process: L-threonine metabolic process.
CUUAAAGAGCGUUCAUUUUUGAGUAAGUUGCGUGAACGUAUCUAUGCUGGAUUGGUAGGAACGUGCUUUUGCUCUUCGCGAAUUAAAUAGUUUCUUUUUACUUUCGGACGCGAACACGAAUCAUUUUAGGAAGGUUGGAUAGUGAACUUGAUUUCUCCCUAGAAAGCUUUGUAACGGUUUUUUCGUUUUAAGGAUUUUUUGAUUUUUAAUCUUUGACUACCUACAUUCGUUUUUUGUGUUGUUUUAAAGAGUUUGGGUCGUUUUCGGGUGUCAUUUCUCUUAUUGCAUUUUUGGUGAUCUCGCAAAUCUUUUUCUUUUCCUACUUUUUUAUUGCUUUUUUUUUUGUAAUCAGCAUUUUGUACUAUGCAUCAAUUUCAAGUGAAAGUACCUGCUUCCUCUGCAAACAUCGGCCCUGGCUUCGAUGUGCUAGGAAUGUCGUUGGAGGUCUAUAUGACUCUCGACGUGCAAGUCAGCGAUGACAAGAGUGAAUGUGUUUUGACUUACGAAGGAGAUGGUGCUGAAGAAGUACCUUUGGAUAUCCAUAAAAAUAUGAUUACUCAGACUGCUCUUUAUGUUCUACGAUGCCACGAUAUUCAUGAAUUUCCAAUGGCGACAAAAAUUCAUGUGAAGAAUCCUAUACCUUUAGGACGCGGUAUGGGUUCCAGUGGUUCUGCUGCUAUUGCGGGUGUUAUGCUUGCUAAUGAGCUUGCUCAAUUGAAGUUAUCCAAAUUACAAAUGAUGGAUUACGUUUUGAUGAUUGAGCGUCAUCCCGACAACGUUAUGGCUUCUAUGAUGGGUGGUUUUGUAGGCUCUUUUCUUCGUGAGUUAUCGAAUACUGAAAAAGAAGCUAUGAUUCCUUCUGCCAGUGAUCUUCUAAACAAUAAAGCAUUUUCUAGACCUCCAGAGAACAUGGGACGAUAUACAAAGCUUCCAUGGGCUCCUGAACUGAAGGCGCUUGUUGUCAUUCCUCAGUUCCACCUUUCCACCUCAAAAGCUAGAAGUGUCUUGCCUUCCUCCUAUACGAAGCCAGAUGUUAUUUAUAACCUUCAACGUUUGGCACUCUUGACUACAGCCUUGGGCCAGACUCCCGUGAAUCAUCAAGUUAUUCAUGAGGUAAUGAAGGAUAAAGUUCAUCAACCUUACCGCUCUCAAUUGAUUCCUGGACUUCAAACGAUCCUUGCUCAAAUGACGCCCGAAUCUCAACCAGGCCUAUGUGGUAUUUGUCUUUCUGGUGCCGGUCCCACGAUUCUCUCCUUGGCUACGGAUCAUUAUGAAGAAAUUGCUGAGAAAAUGCUCACUAUUUUCAAGCAAAAUAACGUGGAGUGUACUUAUAUGGUUCUUUCUCCAGCGUUUGAGGGUGCAAGUGUCUUGUAAAUAAGAUCAUCGCGUACUGGAGAGGGUAUGGUUUGAUAGAUGUGAAAGUUCAAUAUUGGGGAACAUUGUGUAAUUUAUAUAUUCCUUUCGUUAGAACUAUUUUUUUAUAGAAAAAAAAAUCGUAUUUUGUUGUUAUUUAUGACACGCUUGUACUUUUACUACUUGGGUUACUCGGUUUUCACGUUUCGAGCAACUCUUCUGUAGAAUGCGUUUUCUAAAAAUCUUAGAUUUUGCGUCUUUUUUCUAUAGUGUCUAGGUUCAUUUCCGAGGAUCAGCAAUAAAAACCAUAACGGUUUCUAUUUUUCUAAUGAAGACAGCAAUAAAUAUUCCUUUCCUUCAGGAUCAAAGUAUCCCAAUGGUCCCUUCUCACAUUCACCGCAUGCCAGUAAUUUGAUGUUGCUAGCCAAGGGUUUUGAAACACUGAUAUUAUCGAACGCAAAAGGAUCCUUAAGACUAUAGUAACGCUCUGAUUCCGACGGACCUUUUUCAGCAGCACCUAGGAUAGAUCGUAGCGUAGGUUUCUCAACCACAGCAGGUCUCUCGUUUGAAAAGACGACACUGGGACAAUGGGGACAAGUGAUGUGAAGCCUUGACAUUUUUACUUAAUCUACAACGAUAUGUCAAAAGAUACUUUUUAGGCUAUAGAAUAUUUUAGGGAUGGAAAAUUUAGCCCGUAAUAAUACAGCACCUAAAAAGAAUAUAGAAAAGUAGGAUGAAACGAAAAACCACCGUAGGUAGACAGCUAUCCCCUCUCUUGCGAAUAACGAAAUUCAAGACAGACCUUGAAUAAUGAAGUGUAAGAAGUUUUUCAUGACUCAAAGAGAAAGCAAACGAAAGAGUACGAGUACACUGGGAUUCAUAGGAAUGGAAGAAGCACGUAUUCUUUAUGAAAAGCAUAUCCGAUUCCAGCACAUCGCUUUCCUGUUGCUGUGAAAAGGAGCCCAAAUGCUUUCACAAAAUACUUGAACAAUCGCAUUGAUUUAAGCAAUAGUAGUGGAAAUAACUCGAAAUUUAUUCCAUCGAAUAACUUUUUAUAUCGUUUUCCUUAAAUUCAAACGCAAUCAACUACUCGUAUAACAUUUGUUUAUUAAAGUUAUAUAAUGCUACAGCGCUACACAUCAUUCGAAUACGCACAAAGUUGUUAAUGUGGUAUACCACACCAGGCUAUGUGGAAUAACGAUACUGUUCAUUAUGGAAUUUAUUUCCCCUCCCUCAUAGAGGAGGAGAAUCUUGCAAGAGGAUUUGGUCUUAGCCGUUCUCUCAGA